GUGGCUCAGCGCUCGUUAUGUCGCGUAUGAAUAUUUCUCAUUUCUAAAGCUCCCAGUGGGCCAGUGAAACAUUCCGUCAAGAUCGCCUCGAUCAUAAGCUUAAGCCUGCAAUGGUAUCCUCAUUGCGCCCCAUAUUGAUGGAUUCCCAGCUCAUUCGUAAACCAUUCAAAGAUAAGAAUGUGCUUAAUGUGCAUUCCUCAAAAUUCCCUCAGACACAAAAACCCAUUUUCUACCUCUCGAACAUGCAAACGCAGUAUUCGGCUGACGAUAUCGCAGCGGCGAGCAGUCUACAAAUCUCCUCGUACAUAUUCACGUCGAUGGCUACAUUCUGGACUUAUGAUUAUGUUUGUUCACUUGGUGACGAGUGGACGUUCCUGUAUCGAUCGCGCUGGACCAAGGUAAAGGUCCUUUAUAUUCUUACACGAUUCGUCCCUUUUUUCCUCUUAAUUGGACACCUAUACCUGAACUUCUCUUCAGACGAGGAACAUAAUAAUUGCCAGAUGUUAAAUUACAUCUGCGUAUGUUUCGCCGUAAUAUCGGCCGUUUGUUCAGAAAGCAUUUUCGUUCUCAGAACAUAUGCACUCUGGAACAACAAUAAAAUUGUCCUUGCAGCCAUGCUGUCUACCUUUCUUGUUUUGGCCGUAGGAAUAGUCAGCGUUUGCUUUGCCGCUAAUGCCACUUCACCCGCAAAGGUCAGUGCGAUCCCAGGCAUCACCGGCUGCUACCAGACCUCAGGCAGUGUCGAGCUCUACGUACCGUUCCUUCUCUUGUUUGUGCUUGAACUAGGCCUAUUAUCCCUUACGCUCGUACGGGCCGUGCAGAGCUGGAGGACGGCCAACGGCCCACUGUAUACCAUCUUAGUGAAGCAUAACAUAUUCUACUAUGCGUGCGGUCUCUUUUUCUCGGCAGUGAACGUCUUCACGUCGCUGCUUCUCCCUUACGCAUAUAACCAUGCUUUCCAAGACUUCCAGCUCAUCAUCCUCGCGAUCCUAGCCACGCGCAUGCACCUCUACCUCUGGAAUUUUGACUGGCACCUACAUACUACUGGUGCCCUCGUGUUGAUUUCUGUCUGAUAUCUCUCCGGCGGACCGUACAGCGUGACACCUUAUCGCCUGGCUUGUUCGGUGUCGUUUGUGGAGGGAACUUCAGGCUAGAUAUUCAACCGAUGAUUCCAUGGAAAGCUUUAUUUACAUAUGUAUUCCGGGUCCUGCACUACAACACAACUCCCCUUCCCAUG
This is a messenger RNA of Suillus clintonianus, 1237 nucleotides long. RefSeq lists its product as uncharacterized. The record is from RefSeq and is a predicted model, not a curated record. The transcript has 16 exons. Bases 111 to 1073 code for a protein of 320 amino acids. Lineage: Eukaryota; Fungi; Basidiomycota; Agaricomycetes; Boletales; Suillaceae.